This is a messenger RNA of Phragmites australis (common reed), 1405 nucleotides long. RefSeq names its product probable WRKY transcription factor 49. The record is from RefSeq and is a predicted model, not a curated record. Gene Ontology annotation, biological process: regulation of DNA-templated transcription. Gene Ontology annotation, molecular function: DNA-binding transcription factor activity; sequence-specific DNA binding. Lineage: Eukaryota; Viridiplantae; Streptophyta; Magnoliopsida; Poales; Poaceae. The transcript is spliced from 3 exons. Bases 126 to 1154 code for a protein of 342 amino acids.
AAAAGCAAUAUAUGCUUCUUCUUGCAUGCUCUCUAUAGGUAGUAGCACAAGACAUAAGUAGCCAGCUAGCUAUAAGCAAUUCUAUCGUCUUUGCCUUGGGAGCAACUAGCUAGGAGAGGCCGGCCAUGGAGGAGCUAGAUGUAUCAGCUGUGCUUCAGAGCAAGUAUUGGCACGACAACUUCGGGGAGGAGCUCAUGAGUGACCUUCUCGACGAGACGUCCAAGGGGGAGGAGCUCAUGAGUGACCUCCUCGACGAGACGUCCAAGGGGGAGGAGGAGGAGGAGGGGCCUCGGCACCGGCGGGAGUCGAUGGUGAACAAGCUCAUCUCGACGGUCUACUCCGGCCCCACCAUCAGCGACAUAGAGAGCGCGCUCUCGUUCACUGGCGCCGGCGAUCAGCUCGUCGUCGACGGCCGCAACUACAACUCCAGCCCGGUGGUUUUCUCCCCGGAGAAGGUAUUGAGCAAGAUGGAGAACAAGUACACGCUGAAGAUCAAGACAUCUGGGAAUAAUGGGCCUGCAGAAGAUGGAUACAAAUGGAGGAAAUACGGCCAAAAAUCCAUCAAGAAUAGCCCCAACCCAAGGAGCUACUACCGGUGCACGAACCCUCGGUGCAACGCCAAGAAGCAGGUGGAGCGCGCCAUGGACGAGCCGGACACCCUCGUCGUCACCUACGAGGGCCUCCACCUUCACUACACCUACUCCCACUUCCUCCAUCACCACCAGCAGCAAGGAGGAAGCCUUAGCGUCCCAAAGAAGCCGAAGCUGCACCCCCGCUGCCCACCCAUCUCACCAGAUCACAUCCACAUCCCGACAUCUCUGCUGGAUCUCGAUGGCCCGGAACCGGAAGUAGCUCCGGCCAUGGUCACCGGCGGCAGCCAGGUCGUGCAUGCGGUGGCUGCAGGUGGUGACAGCAGUGAGCAUGUGGUUCCACCAGCUUGCUACUUUGAUGAUGGAUUGGUGUUCCAAGAAUUUCAUGACGAGGAGCAGCAGACCAACAACGGGCUCCUGGAAGACGUGGUGCCGCUGCUGGUCCGGCGGCCGUGCAGCUCGGGGGCGACCACUGCCUCCAGCUCGUCGCCGUCCCCCUCCGCGUCAUCCGUCUCAUGGAACCAGCAGGCCACGUCGCCCUACAUCGAUAUGGCCAUACUCUAGCUCCAACAUCUUCUAGAUGCAUGUAGGCAACCGUACCUAAGCAUGCAGAUGGCUGCAUUAAUCUGCAUGAAGAACAUGUGUGUGUGUAUUCAAAUUAAUCUGCAUGAAGAACAUGUGUGUGUGAGAGAGAGUAUAGUAUACUGUAGAUGCAUAAGGUAUUUCCAAUACGCGCGUCCAGUGAGAAUCUCCUCCCUGGGAGACAUGUGUGGUAUUUCCAAUAAGCUAUAUCCUACAUAUAUUGUUGCCUUGCA